CUCUAAAACCAAAACAAAACGAAGACAAGUCAAAGACCGCCUCGCUAUAAAACAGGAUCCAAUCCCCAUCUGAUAGUCUAAUGCCCACCAACUUCUAACUUCUAAGCUUCCAAUGACACCUCCUUUCCUUGUGCACUAAAACACAAAAAACUCUCUCCAUAUAUUUUCAUUCUCAAAAUUACUGAAUAAAUUCUCAGAGAAAAAUACUUUCCCCAUGGCGUCCCUGAGCUGCUCGGCGGAUCAGCUAGCACCCUUUUUGGGCCCCAACACCACCAACGCCGCCGCAGCAGCCGAAUACAUCUGCAACCAGUUCACAGCCGUCUCCGACAGGUUCACCGACACCGGCUAUGCCAUCGACACCACAUACCUUCUUUUCUCAGCUUACUUGGUCUUCUCCAUGCAAUUGGGAUUCGCCAUGCUCUGCGCCGGUUCCGUCAGGGCCAAGAACACCAUGAAUAUCAUGCUCACCAACGUCCUUGACGCAGCAGCCGGCGGUCUCUUCUACUACCUCUUCGGCUUUGCCUUCGCCUUCGGCGGCCCCUCCAACGGCUUCAUCGGCAAACACUUCUUCGGACUUAAACAAAUCCCAUCUUCAUCUUUCGACUACAGUAAUUUCCUCUACCAAUGGGCUUUUGCUAUAGCAGCCGCCGGCAUCACCAGCGGCUCCAUAGCUGAAAGAACCCAGUUCGUCGCUUAUCUAAUCUACUCAUCAUUCCUAACCGGGUUCGUUUACCCCGUGGUUUCCCAUUGGUUCUGGUCAGCCGAUGGCUGGGCGAGCGCUAGCAACACCGGAAACCUCUUAUUCGGAUCCGGGGUGAUAGAUUUCGCGGGGUCUGGGGUGGUUCAUAUGGUCGGAGGAAUCGCGGGUUUAUACGGUGCACUGGUGGAGGGACCGAGAAUCGGCCGGUUCGACCGGACCGGCCGUUCAGUUGCCUUACGCGGCCACAGUGCAUCAUUGGUUGUCUUGGGCACUUUCUUGUUAUGGUUUGGAUGGUACGGAUUUAAUCCCGGUUCGUUUAACAAGAUUUUUGUUACUUACAACGUAGGAAACCAACCUUAUUAUGGUCAGUGGAGUGCCGUGGGGCGCACUGCGGUCACCACCACCUUGGCGGGCUGCACCGCCGCGCUGACCACAUUGUUUGGGAAGAGAAUUUUGUCUGGACAUUGGAAUGUCACGGACGUUUGUAACGGCCUUUUGGGCGGCUUCGCUGCCAUCACAUCAGGGUGUUCGGUGGUGGAGCCGUGGGCGGCGAUCAUCUGCGGGUUCGUGGCGGCGUUGGUGUUGAUUGGGUGCAACAUGUUGGCCGAGAAAGUCAAAUUUGACGAUCCACUGGAGGCUGCUCAGCUGCAUGGAGGAUGUGGGGCCUGGGGAGUGAUUUUUACGGCGUUGUUCGCUGCCGAGAAGUACGUGAAUGAAGUUUACCCGAUUCCGGGUAAAUCGACCCGGCCAUACGGGUUGUUUAUGGGCGGCGGUGGAAGGCUAUUGGCUGCUCAUGUGAUUCAGGUUCUGGUGAUUUUGGGAUGGGUCAGUGCCACAAUGGGUCCUCUUUUCUUCAUUCUUCAUAAGUUGAAGCUUCUUAGAAUCUCAGCUGAGGAUGAAACGGCGGGUAUGGAUAUGACCCGGCAUGGUGGAUUUGCAUAUGUUUACCACGAUGAAGAGGAUUCAAAUAAGAAUUCAAUUCCAAUGAGGAAGAUUGAACCAGCUGGUUCAAAUUAGGGAUUUUAUUGUCUUCUAUUUGAGGAUUUUAUUUUAGUUUAUUUUAUCACUACUACUAGCAUAGUUAUUAGGGUGUCUAGGUACAAGAUUACCCCCAAAAAAAAAAAAAAUAGCAAUGAAAUGAAUGUAAGAUAAGACUUUUUUUGUCCUGUUGGCUUGGUAUUGGGUGGAUGAUGUUGAAGAUAAUGCGAGCAUGGACUGUAUUUAAUUGUUACUUCUUUGACUUCCGUACCAUAGUUCAGAGGUCCAUAGCUAGCAUCCAUGAAGCCAUUUUGUCAUUUCAUCAUCUAUGUGGAGAAUGGAGACUAUGACUAUGAGACUUUUCUUGUUCUUUGUGCGGUUUUCAACCGGCAGUUGAAUCCUUGUUGGAAUUAAAUAAUUUUUGCCUUCUUAA
Coffea eugenioides is the source of this 2111-nucleotide messenger RNA. Its product is annotated as ammonium transporter 1 member 1-like. The coding region runs from base 215 to 1717 and encodes 500 amino acids. Gene Ontology annotation, biological process: ammonium transmembrane transport; ammonium homeostasis. Gene Ontology annotation, cellular component: membrane. Lineage: Eukaryota; Viridiplantae; Streptophyta; Magnoliopsida; Gentianales; Rubiaceae. The record is from RefSeq and is a predicted model, not a curated record. The transcript has a single exon. Gene Ontology annotation, molecular function: ammonium channel activity.